Molecule: messenger RNA, 3439 nt
Organism: Cuscuta campestris
Lineage: Eukaryota; Viridiplantae; Streptophyta; Magnoliopsida; Solanales; Convolvulaceae
Source: the annotation of a GenBank genome assembly
CACUUUGAAGGGAACCAAAAAAUUUAGCCCCCAUUUAACUAAUUUAAGGGAUUGCCAAAUUUAAUUCCGAGGAAUUUAUGAUGCUUUGUCCCUUUAUUCGUUUCUCAUCCCCCAAAAAAAGUCAGAAUUUGUUCAUUACACAUUCACAUUCCCCAAAAUUUCCGACCCAUUUUCCGAAAAAACCCACAUUUUUGUUCAUUUCUCCAUCAACCAACCUCAAGCAUCAAUAAGAAAUUGGGUACACAUUUUGCAUAAGAAACGUCGCUCCUGUCCCCGUUCAUUUCCAGAGAGAGAGAGAAGUUAGAAAUACUGAAGUGAAAAUUCUUCUUCAUUAGAAAAGUUUCUGUCUUUAUUGGGUUUUUGAUAUUUAGGCCCGAAGGGGGUGCAUCGAAUCAAUCCACUGGUCAUUGCAGUUGACAUAGUUCUGUAUCGAUUUAUAUCUCCCCUUAUAAGAACUUGGAGGAUAUUUCGAAGUGUGGGUGUUUAGGGAUUGAUUUAGAUUCUUUAAUUGGUAAGGAUUGCAUUGGCAAUCGAGUUUGUGUGGGUGUUUAGUUUCUUGCUCGGUUGGAGCAGAUGAAUGUGGUGGGAAAAGUUGGAAGCAUUAUAACUGCAGGUGUGUACUCGGUCGCCACCCCUUUUCAUCCGUUUGGUGGGGCCGUUGACAUUAUUGCUGUCAAACAGCAGGAUGGGAGUUUCAGGAGUACCCCUUGGUAUGUCCGGUUUGGGAAAUUCCAAGGUGUUCUCAAAGGGGCAGAGAAGGAGGUUAGGAUAGAAGUUAAUGGUGUUGAAGCCGGUUUCCACAUGUAUUUGGACAAUUCCGGCGAGGCCUACUUUGUAAGGGAAGGCGAUGACACCGGUAAGGAUAACAAGAAUGAGGCAGCCGAGAGUUUGAAAGAUUCCAAUAGUGUUCAUGAUGGAGAAAGUAAUCUUCCCGACGGAGUUGAUUCUGAAUCUGACCAUAAUCUCCCGAACAAGCCCUUAUUAGAGAUUCAAGAAGAACGUGUUGCUUUGGGUUCGGACCAGCUGGAUAGGACAGAGUCUGGAAGGAGAUUUUACGAGUUUGAUGAUGUGGAUUCUUCUCUUGAGGGGUCAAUUGACUUGUCUGGAUACGAAUCCAGUCUCUACGAGAAUUUAGAAGCAGUGGAGCAAGUUUUAGAAUCUCAAAAUUCUAACUCGGAAGUUGUUUUGGUUAGUGUGGAUGGCCAUAUAUUGACUGCACCCAUAUCUUCUUCCGAAAGGACUGGCGAGAAUUUAGAGUUGGGCACACCUCAGUUCCAUCUUGGACCAGGUGAAGAAACCAACUUUUGUGAAGGUAGUUCUGAGAUUAACUCUGAAAAUGUGAAAUGGGGCGGUGCUGAUAGAGGGCAUAUGUACCAAGUUCAAGAUAACAUGGAGUGUGGCUCACCUUCUCCAAGCAAGAAAGACGACAUUUUUGGAAGCUGUUUGGCACUACCAGAACUCGCCUUGCAGGUUGAAAACGAGUCUGAGCAACCAAAUUUAGUUUCAGAGGAGGUGCCACUUACCACUACUAUAGAAAUCAAUGGAACUGAAAAUGGCCCUUUUGAACUACCUGUGAAUGAGAAUGGCUGUGAUCUUUGUGUCAGUCCUCUAUUGUCAGAUUUGCAAGUUGAAGUAAAAAUCAUGGAGGAGAAUACGUUACAUCAUAAUGAUUUUGACAGGCCACAUGUUCGAUUUGCUUUAAAUGGCGGAGGCUCACAUAAACAUAUUGAUGAGGGAACACAAGAAGAAGUACAACAACUAGGAAAUGAGCUACAAUUAUCUGAUGAAUGUACUCAACAUGAAAAUGUGGAGCAACAGACAACAGUUUCAGCUGAUGAAGACAUUAACACUGGUCCAAGCACAAGACUCGAGAUUUCUCUUUGCGGGAACCUUCUUCAUCCUGGAAUGGGGUCUGGUUUGGCUGCAGAAGUAUUUGAUGCAAAUCGUAUAUCUGAAAUGGAAUUUAAAAACUCUGCAAAAUCAAUUAUUAAAAAUGAAAAUUUGGUUGUGAGGAUCCAUGGGAAGUACUUGUCAUGGGAGAAAGCUGUUCCGUUUGUACUGGGGGUGUCUGCUUAUGACAUGGAACUGCCUAUUGAAUGUACAGAUGUAAUUGCUGUUGAGCAGGAGGAAGCUCUAAAACCAGAGGUUGUAGAUGGUUCUGGAAUUGAGAGAUCUCCUUCGGGAAGACGAUGGAGGCUUUGGCCAAUUCCCUUCAGAAGGGUUAAGACACUUGAACAUACCAGUAGCAAUGUGUCAACUGAGGAUGUUUUUGUUGAUACCGAAAGUAGCUUGCAAAACCAGGCUGCUGAACCAAGUCCUUGUAAACAAUUUGUGAGAACAAAUGUUCCAACAUCUGAUCAGAUUGCUUCUUUAAAUCUGAAAGAGGGGCAGAAUAUGGUGGUCUUCAUUUUCUCUACAAGGGUCCUAGGGGUACAAAAGGUUGAAGCUCAUAUAUACCUGUGGAAAUGGAAUGCACGAAUUGUAAUUUCUGAUGUUGAUGGUACUAUUACCAAGUCUGAUGUUCUUGGUCAGUUCAUGCCUUUGGUCGGGAAGGAUUGGACUCAUUCUGGAAUUGCUAGACUUUUUUCGGCAAUAAAGGAAAAUGGUUACCAGCUUCUUUUUCUUAGCGCACGUGCAAUUGUUCAAGCAUAUCUCACCAAAAGUUUCCUGCACAAUUUGAAACAGGACGGGAAAACCUUGCCCACUGGACCCGUUGUUAUUUCACCAGAUGGUCUAUUUCCGUCAUUGUACAGAGAAGUUAUAAGAAGAGCUCCUCACGAGUUCAAGAUUGCAUGUUUAGAGGAUAUCAAAGCUCUUUUCCCACCAGAUUACAACCCAUUCUAUGCCGGGUUUGGAAAUAGGGACACCGAUGAGCUCAGCUAUAGAAAAAUCGGGAUUCCAAAGGGAAAGAUCUUUAUAAUAAACCCCAAGGGUGAGGUGGCGAUCAGUCAUCACAGAAUUGACGUGAAAUCUUACACUUCGUUGCACACAUUGGUGAAUGACAUGUUUCCACCAACAUCAAUGGUUGAGCAGGAAGAUUACAAUGCGUGGAACUACUGGAAAAUGCCGUUGCCGGAAAUCUGUAGCCUAUAGAGAGAUUCCACUUGCCGAGUGUAGAUCCAAUGGCUGAUAUUUGUCGCCGGUUUUCUGUUCAAUAUUCGAGAUCACGAUCCAUUCUUGAUGCAGUCAGUAUAUAUAAUAUACCAACUCUUUGUGACCAUAAAUGAUUCAUGAUGUAUUGUACUGUCUCUUCUUCUUCUUCUUCUGAAACAGGCUUGCUUUGUUCCCAUUUUUAUGAAUACAAGCCCAUCAUCAACAAUAAGCUUUCUCUCUCCCUCUGUAUUCAUUCAUUUUUUUUUUCCUCCCAUUUUCAGUCAAGUGUGUCUGUAAAAUAAUGCAGGGUUAGAACUCCAUAUAGUCUCCUCUCAGGGACCUUAUU